Messenger RNA from Momordica charantia (bitter melon), 3063 nucleotides. Its product is annotated as plasma membrane ATPase 4. NCBI's taxonomy places the organism in Eukaryota, Viridiplantae, Streptophyta, Magnoliopsida, Cucurbitales, Cucurbitaceae. The record is from RefSeq and is a predicted model, not a curated record. Gene Ontology annotation, cellular component: membrane. Gene Ontology annotation, biological process: proton export across plasma membrane. Gene Ontology annotation, molecular function: ATP binding; P-type proton-exporting transporter activity; ATP hydrolysis activity.
UUGAAAUGGCGAACAACAACGCUAUCACUCUCCAAGAGAUUCGAAACGAGUCCGUCGAUCUGGAACGUAUUCCAAUCAACGAAGUGUUCGAUAAGUUAAAAUGCUCAAGAGAAGGUCUCACUUCAGAGGAAGGAGCCAGUCGGCUUCAAGUUUUUGGACCCAACAAACUCGAAGAGAAAAAGGAGAGCAAAGUUCUCAAAUUUCUAGGAUUUAUGUGGAAUCCCCUAUCUUGGGUCAUGGAAGCAGCGGCUAUAAUGGCUAUUGUCUUAGCAAACGGCGGUGGAAGGCCUCCAGACUGGCAGGAUUUCGUGGGCGUCAUUGCCCUACUUUUCAUCAACUCAACCAUCAGCUUUAUUGAAGAAAACAACGCAGGCAAUGCAGCUGCCGCCCUUAUGGCCGGUCUUGCUCCCAAAACUAAGGUUCUCAGAGAUGGUCGUUGGAGUGAGCAAGAUGCUGCUAUUCUGGUUCCUGGAGAUAUAAUAAGUAUCAAACUAGGAGACAUCAUACCUGCGGAUGCUCGUCUUCUUGAGGGCGACCCUUUGAAAAUUGAUCAAUCUGCUUUAACCGGUGAAUCCCUCCCUGUUACGAAGAACCCUUCAGAUGAAGUUUUUUCAGGAUCCACGUGUAAACAGGGUGAAAUUGAAGCAGUAGUGAUUGCCACUGGUGUGCAUACCUUCUUUGGCAAGGCUGCCCAUUUGGUGGACAGCACCAAUCAAGUUGGGCAUUUCCAAAAAGUUCUUACUGCCAUUGGGAAUUUCUGUAUUUGCUCCAUUGCUAUUGGAAUUUUUAUUGAGAUCAUAGUCAUGUACCCAAUACAACAUCGUGCCUAUAGGGACGGCAUUGACAAUUUGCUGGUGCUUUUGAUCGGAGGAAUUCCUAUUGCCAUGCCUACUGUUUUGUCUGUCACCAUGGCCAUUGGCUCACACCGUCUUUCGAAGCAAGGCGCAAUUACCAAGCGCAUGACUGCCAUCGAGGAGAUGGCAGGCAUGGAUGUCCUCUGCAGUGACAAGACUGGAACAUUAACCUUGAAUAAGCUCACUGUUGACAAAACCUUGAUUGAAGUCUUUGUGGAGGAUGUCGACGCAGAACAUGUUCUCCUUCUUGCAGGAAGGGCUUCUAGAACAGAAAACCAGGAUGCCAUUGAUGCUGCUAUUGUUGGAAUGUUAGCAGAUCCAAAAGAGGCACGAGCUGGUAUUAGAGAGGUUCAUUUUUUCCCAUUCAACCCUGUAGAUAAGAGAACUGCUCUGACUUAUAUUGAUUCUAAUGAUAACUGGCACCGAGUUAGCAAAGGUGCUCCAGAGCAGAUUUUAAACCUUUGCAAUUCCAGUGAAGUCGUCAGGAAACGAGUUCAUGGAGUAAUUGAUAAGUUUGCUGAAUGCGGACUCCGAUCCCUGGGUGUUGCUAGACAGAAAGUACCUGAGAGAACCAAAGAAAGUCCAGGAGAACCGUGGCAACUUGUUGGUUUGUUAGCUCUGUUUGAUCCUCCAAGGCAUGAUAGUGCAGAAACCAUCAGAAGGGCUUUGAACCUUGGAGUAAAUGUCAAGAUGAUUACUGGGGACCAACUGGCCAUUGCCAAGGAAACUGGGCGGAGACUUGGUAUGGGAACAAAUAUGUACCCUUCUUCUUCAUUACUUAGUCAAGGUAGAGAUAGAUCAGCAGAUACCCUUCCUGUGGAUGAGUUGAUUGAAAAGGCUGAUGGAUUUGCUGGUGUAUUUCCAGAACACAAAUAUGAAAUUGUAAAAAGGUUACAGGAGAGGAAACACAUUUGUGGAAUGACUGGAGAUGGUGUAAAUGAUGCCCCUGCACUAAAGAAAGCUGAUAUUGGAAUUGCUGUUGCUGAUGCAACUGAUGCAGCUAGGGGCGCUUCCGACAUCGUCCUCACUGAACCGGGAUUAAGUGUCAUUAUCAGUGCUGUACUGACUAGCAGGGCUAUUUUUCAGAGGAUGAAGAACUAUACCAUUUAUGCAGUUUCCAUCACCAUUCGUAUAGUGUUUGGUUUUAUGUUGAUUGCUUUGAUUUGGAAGUUUGAUUUCGCUCCAUUCAUGGUUUUAAUUAUAGCAAUUCUAAACGAUGGAACAAUCAUGACCAUUUCUAAGGAUCGAGUUAAGCCUUCUCCUCUGCCGGACAGCUGGAAGUUGAAGGAAAUUUUCGCUACUGGCAUUGUGUUAGGAGGAUACUUGGCACUGAUGACAGUGAUAUUCUUCUGGAUCGUGAGAGAUACCGACUUUUUCUCGAACAAGUUUCAUGUACAAUCCCUGAGGAACAACGACGAGGCAAUGAUGGCAGCAUUGUACCUACAAGUUAGUAUCGUGAGUCAGGCCCUUAUCUUCGUCACAAGGUCUCGAAGUUGGUCCUUUGUCGAACGUCCUGGACUGCUCUUAGUGAGUGCUUUCAUAAUUGCCCAGCUGGUAGCAACAUUAAUAGCAGUGUAUGCAAAUUGGGAAUUUGCAAGGAUAAAAGGAGCCGGCUGGGGAUGGGCUGGUGUGAUCUGGCUCUAUAGUUUGGUAACAUAUAUCCCUCUUGAUCUUCUCAAAUUUGCCAUUCGCUAUGUUCACAGUGGAAGGGCCUGGAAUAAUCUUUUGCAAAAUAAGACUGCUUUCACAACAAAGAAAGAUUAUGGCAAAGAAGAGAGAGAAGCUCAGUGGGCUACCACCCAAAGGACCAUCCAUGGUCUUCAACCACCCCAACCCAACAACCUUACUUCUGAUAGGGGUAACUACGGUGAGCUUUCGGAGAUCGCCGAGCAAGCCCGACGUCGGGCUGAAAUUGCAAGGCUCCGCGAGUUGCAUACUCUUAAGGGUCGGGUCGAGUCGGUGGUGAAGUUGAAGGGAUUGGACAUCGACACGAUUCACCAACAUUAUACCGUCUAACGAGCAGCUCGGAGUUUUCUCACAUUUUUUGAAGAGAAGCUCAUCAACAUUUUUCCCUCCUUAGAUUUAAUGUUUCUUCCUUAGCGAAUAAUUGUAGCCAUUGUUUUAUCUUCUGCCAAUGUAGAGGAAUUUUUUUCCCUUUUAAUUAAUUGCUGUUUUUUUCUCUCUCUCUUUGUAUAUAUCAUUAACUGAG